AUGUUGUGGACAAAAUCCAGGAACAAUAUUGAACUCUGUGGGGAUUGUGGUGCUGUAGAUGCUACAUGGGCCUCCGUGAAUAAGGGGAUUCUAUUAUGCACCCAAUGCUGUAGUAUUCAUAGAAGUUUGGGAAGGCAUAUUUCCCAAGUCAAGUCCUUACUGAAAAGUACAUGGCACCCAAAUCAAUUGAAUAUGGUUUCUUGUCUCAAUAAUAAUGGUGCUAAUAACAUUUGGGAGCAUGCCCUCCUAGAAAAUGGGGGAAAGUUGAUGAAAAAAAAACCUAAUGCAAUGGAUUCUAUCAGUAUAAAAAAAGAAUUUAUCAAACUGAAACAUCAACAAUGUGCUUUUGCAUUCAGAGAAAUUUAUGAAGACACUUUACUGAGUGUUGAAAAUGAAUUAGGAAAACAGUUACAUGCCAGUGUUAGAACUCCGAACUUGGAAACAUCUUUCAGGUUGCUAGCUUCAGGAGCUGAUCCUAACUAUUUUCAUGAUGAAAAAGGUUCAACUCCAUUACAUGUUGCUGUAAAAUCUGAUCAGAGGAUCCAAGCUGAAUUAUUAUUAGUAUAUGGGGCAGAUCCAUCAUGCCCUGAUAAUCAUGGAAAAACCCCACUUGAUUAUGCCAAAUGCCUUCCUGAUAAGGAUCUACUGAAACGCUUGAUAGACAGCCAGUAUGAGGUUACGGAUACAUUCAUUCACUACUUGUCACUUCGUAAGCCAGAUCAUAGUAAUGGUAUUCAUUUUUUUAUUCCUCAAACAGGGCUCAAAUCCAAUUCCGCAUCUUUAACCAAAUUACGGAAGUUGAAUAAUCAUGUGUUUGAAGAACUGGUAAUGGAUGUUUAUGACGAGGUAGAUAGAAGGGAGACAGAAGCAAUUUGGCUAAGUUGUGCUGAUACAACUGGAUUCAAUGAUGUACCAUUUUUACCUCUGGACAAUACAUUAUCAACAACAAGAAACCAAGGAAGGCAAAAAUUAGCAAAAUUUUCUACCCCAGAACUGAAAAAUCUCGUAUAUGAUAUUUUAGUUGAAACACAGAGAAGGCAAACCGUAUCUGAUUCAGGUGGAACUUCACUAGUAAGAGAAACAUCUAUUGUCGAUGAUGAUCCCCUAUAUGAUUCAGUUGCUUCUGAUGAUGACUAUGCUAUGGUUCCCGAAGAAGAGAAAGUUGCUUCUUCUCCCCCUUCAAAUACCGAAAGAGUUGAAAAAUCACUAUCCUGCCAAAAUGAUAAGGACAGUAUCAUUUCCUUAGAUAAUGUCAGUAAAACAAAUCAAAUACUGGAACAACUAACUAAACAACUGAAGAAUUCAGAUAACACUAUAACUGAUUUGAAAGCAGAGGUUGUUAAACUGAGGCAGUGUGUAAAAGUCUUGCAGACUGAGAAUUCCGAACUGAAAAGUAGGCUGUCACAGAGCACAUCUUCGUCUAGGUUGAAUGGAGAUAGCGGCUUGGAUUCUUCGGAAUUCAUUUCAGAGAAUCAAGGCAUUGAUGUAAAUUUAUCGACUAAUGAUAUAAUAAUACAUAAUGUGGACUUGAAACAGAGUAGAAAAAAUCAGAGACCUUCCAGCAUGUAUGAAACUCGAGAAGGACUCAAUAAAGUACAAAAUUGGCAUGCUAUCAAAAACCAAGUGAAACAGAUGGAAGGUUCGAGAUCGACAACUCAAAGCCUCUAUUCAAUGCCACAAAAUAGAGAAACAAUUUUGCAAUGUACCGAACAAAUCACUAAGACUAUUCAACAGUUAUGUAGGAGCAUCAAGGAACCAGAAAAGGAAGAAUGCGCUUCCAGUGCCGAGAAAGUGAAAUUGUCUAUACUGAAGUUGGCUUCUUAUUUACCAAAAGAAACUGAAGAACGAAUGAAACUUAUGCUAGAACUAGUAUCGAGACUACAGCCUGAAUGUGUAUCUCUUCAAGCAUCACAACAAACUGGUGAUAUGAAAUCGUUUGAAGUGCAUUUUGGGAAUGUAAGAGAUAUAGCCUUCCAUCUUGCUAAAUUCACAAAAGAUAUCAUUACGAAUUAUUCGACGAAUCAGUAG
This is a messenger RNA of Phaedon cochleariae (mustard beetle), 2028 nucleotides long. The record is from the annotation of a GenBank genome assembly. NCBI's taxonomy places the organism in Eukaryota, Metazoa, Arthropoda, Insecta, Coleoptera, Chrysomelidae.